Messenger RNA from Solea solea (common sole), 2508 nucleotides. RefSeq names its product U2 small nuclear RNA auxiliary factor 2a (gene u2af2a). Bases 557 to 1987 code for a protein of 476 amino acids. Gene Ontology annotation, molecular function: poly-pyrimidine tract binding; pre-mRNA 3'-splice site binding. NCBI's taxonomy places the organism in Eukaryota, Metazoa, Chordata, Actinopteri, Pleuronectiformes, Soleidae. Gene Ontology annotation, biological process: mRNA processing. The record is from RefSeq and is a predicted model, not a curated record. The transcript is spliced from 12 exons. Gene Ontology annotation, cellular component: nucleus; nuclear speck; U2-type prespliceosome.
AUUUAUCAACUUCCGGUAUCACGGGGUACCAGGGAGACGGGGCAAAAAAGCGGGCAUACCGAAAUCUUUUUUGUUUUCGUCAGCCUUUAAACAUUUGAUAGCGAAUACAUUUGGCUUCUAGAGCUAAACCAUUGCGCCUCGUGGGCCGCUGAUCCACGGGGAUUAGCAUUUAUCUUGGAAAAGAGUCUCAUUCAUUCGGUUGUCGUGCUCGCUAGCUGGCUAACGAGGCUCCACACCAGUAGGCCCCUUCUUCUGGACUUUGCUACGAUCCAGUCAGCUAGCGUUAGCAGGCUAGGCUAACCCAUGCGAUCACGUUCUCUUUCUCAACGAUUUUGCCAGUUGGGUUGUAAAUAAGUACAACUCAGUGAAUACCUGUGCAUUCAAUCAUAGCUGGUAUUUAAUUUGGUUAAGUAUACCGCUAGUUUAUUCUAACUUACUCCACCCGCAUCCGCGAGGCGCUUGUUUUCAAAGUAUUCACUUUGUUGCUAGCUAAAGCUAGCCACCGCCAACUGAACAACGCAGUCACCGAGACAGCAGCAGCCCUCACAUCACAGAGAUGUCGGACUUCGACGAAUUCGAAAGGCAGCUAUCUGAGAACAAACAAGCUGAAAGGGACAAAGAAAAUCGUCAUCACCGCCGGUCCUCGUCCCGCAGCCGCAGCAGAGAGAGGAAAAGGAGGAGCAGAGACAGGGACAGACGCAGCAGGGACCGCCGUGGGGACAGUAAGGAGCGCCGGCACAGACGCAGCUCACCAACCAGCUUCCCUCAGGACAAUGCUGGAAGUCGUUCACCCCACCGUGAAAAGAAGAAGAAGGUGAAGAAGUACUGGGAUGUUCCUCCACCUGGUUUCGAGCACAUCACUCCCAUGCAGUACAAAGCCAUGCAAGCUGCAGGCCAGAUCCCAGCCACAGCCCUGUUGCCGACAAUGACUCCAGAUGGUCUGGCUGUUACUCCCACACCUGUACCUGUGGUGGGCAGCCAAAUGACCCGACAAGCCCGUCGGCUUUAUGUGGGCAAUAUCCCCUUUGGUAUCACAGAGGAAUCCAUGAUGGACUUCUUCAAUGCCCAGAUGCGUUUGGGUGGCCUUACUCAGGCCCCUGGAAACCCUGUGCUUGCUGUACAAAUCAACCAGGAUAAGAAUUUUGCCUUCCUUGAGUUUCGUUCAGUGGAUGAAACUACACAGGCAAUGGCCUUUGAUGGUAUCAUCUUUCAAGGCCAGAGCCUCAAAAUUCGGCGUCCACAUGAUUACCAACCCCUGCCGGGCAUGAGCGAGAAUCCCAGUGUCUAUGUGCCUGGUACACAGCCAAUUAAUGGUGUGGUGUCCACAGUGGUGCCUGACUCGGCUCACAAGCUCUUCAUUGGUGGUUUGCCCAACUACCUGAAUGAUGACCAGGUGAAGGAGCUGUUGACAUCAUUUGGCCCCCUGAAGGCCUUCAACCUGGUGAAGGACAGUGCAACAGGCUUAUCUAAAGGAUAUGCCUUCUGUGAAUAUGUGGAUGUCAACCUUAAUGAUCAGGCUAUUGCUGGGUUGAACGGCAUGCAGCUGGGAGACAAGAAGCUCCUGGUGCAAAGAGCCAGCGUGGGAUCCAAGAACGCCACUCUGUCCAGUAUGAACCAGACCCCAGUCACGCUCCAGGUGCCAGGUCUGAACAGCACAGUAACUCAGAUGGGAGGCCUGCCCACCGAGGUGCUGUGUCUCAUGAACAUGGUGGCACCCGAGGAGCUGCUGGAUGAUGAGGAGUACGAGGAGAUCGUGGAGGACGUCAGGGAUGAGUGCAGCAAAUACGGUCAAGUCAAGAGCAUUGAGAUCCCUCGACCCGUGGAUGGCCUGGAAGUGCCUGGAACUGGCAAGAUCUUUGUGGAAUUCACAUCGGUUUUCGACUCCCAGAAGGCCAUGCAGGGAUUGACAGGGAGGAAGUUUGCCAACAGGGUGGUGGUGACCAAAUACUGCGAUCCAGACGCUUACCACCGCCGGGACUUCUGGUAGAGGAAGCAUGAAGUCAAGAGUAAAGGGUGGGAGGGGAGGGAGGGGAGGGGAGGGGAGGGAAAAUGUACCGCCUAUUUCCAAAUCAGCCCCCUGAUUGAUUUGGCAGAGUGACAUUUCAAGUAGAUUUGAGGUUAUGAAGCAGUUGACUAAUGGUUUUGGUAACAUCAGAUUUAUCAUUGCAGAUCUACAUGAAAUGUGACGCCGUAUAAGAAAGAUAUUUGAAACCUGGACUGGAGGUGACUGGCGAGGGUUUACACUCAUGUUAGAGAAAGGGCGUGUAGCUGGCCGGGUGGGGGCAUCGACGAUAAGAUUUUUGAGAAAUAUGUGUAUUAAUAGGUCCAGGUCAACCAUUUUUAUACUUUGUGAAACUGGGGCGUCAUUUGGGGAGGGGGGGUGGGGGCGGUGGGAGGUGUAUUUAAUUGGAAGUAGCCUGUUUUAAGUACAUUAGGAAAGCGUUGCAGUAGGGAAGUAAUUGGAUUAUUUGAUUGGAUGAGAUUUGUUUGUGAAAGGGAGAUGUGGGG